Panicum hallii is the source of this 2432-nucleotide messenger RNA. RefSeq names its product putative BTB/POZ domain-containing protein At3g08660. The record is from RefSeq and is a predicted model, not a curated record. Lineage: Eukaryota; Viridiplantae; Streptophyta; Magnoliopsida; Poales; Poaceae. Gene Ontology annotation, molecular function: protein binding.
GUAGAGGAGCAAUGGGGAUGGGCAGCGACAGCGCUGCGUUUCCCUUCUCCACCACCACCACGUCCCCGCGCUUCUGCAACCCCAUCAGCCAUACGAGGAUAUUUUCAGAUGUUGCAGAGGAUGUAACGGUAUCGGUGGAUGGGCAGUCCUUUCUCCUGCACAAGUUUCCUUUAGUAUCUCGGUGUGGUCGAGUACGAAAAAUGGUAGUGGACUCAAAGGAUACAGAUCUCUUAAAGCUGGAGCUUGUAAAUGUACCAGGGGGAGCUUUUGCAUUCGAACUUGCAGCUAAGUUUUGUUAUGGCAGCAAUUUUGAAAUAACCACGGCAAAUGUGGCCCAUCUCCGAUGCGUUGCAGAGUACUUGGAAAUGACAGAGGACUAUCAAGAGGAGAACCUCAUUUUUAGGACAGAGAUAUACUUGAACGAGAUUGUGCUCAAAAACCUAGAUAAAUCCCUGGAAGUUCUUUGUAAAUGUGAUGGAUUGGACCCAACAGUGGAGGAAGUCGAUCUUGUAGAUAGGUGUGUUGAUGCAAUUGCGAUGAAUGCAAGCAAGGAGCAGCUGGUUUCGGGCUUGGCGCACUUGGAAUGUCAUGUGGGAUCUGGAAAGUUGCAUACGCACUCCCAGGAUUGGUGGGUUGAGGACCUUUCUGCGCUGAGAAUCGACCACUAUCGGCGUGUGAUCACGGCAAUGAGGAGAAAUGGGGUGAGACCAGAGAGUAUUGGCACCUCUAUUACGCACUAUGCCCAAACAUCACUAAAAGGUGUUGAAAGACGCCACGUAUGGGACUCAGGUCCCUUUGUGGGAGACGAUCAGAGAAUGAUUGUUGAAACACUCAUCGAUCUGUUGGCGACUGAAAAUAUUACGACAGUUACUUUGUCCUUCUUGUUUGGCAUGCUGAGGAUGGCAAUUGAAGUUGAUGCAAGUCUGGAUUGUAGAAUCGAAGUCGAGAAAAGGAUAGGUCUCCAGCUUGAGAUGGCAUCACUAGACGAUCUUCUGAUCCCCUCCACUCAAACAAGUGACUCAAUGUUUGACGUUGACACUGUCCAUCGCAUAUUGGUGAACUUCUUGCAAAGGAUCGACGAAGAUGAUUCAGGAGAGUUGUCACCUUGUGGAUAUGAUUCUGAAGGACUAAAAUCUCCAAGCCACAGUUCGGUCCUGAAGGUUGGAAGGCUGAUGGAUGGUUAUCUAGCAGAGAUAGCACCAGAUCCAUAUCUGAAACUUCAGAAGUUUAUGGCUCUUAUUGAACUAUUGCCAGAUUAUGCACGCAUUGUUGAUGACGGACUCUACCGUGCCAUUGACAUAUACCUGAAGGCACACCCAUCUCUGACAGAAUCAGAAUGCAAGAAGCUGUGCAAGCUGAUCGACUGCCAGAAGCUGUCGCAGGACGCGUCGAGCCACGCGGCGCAGAACGACCGCCUCCCGAUCCAGAUGGUGGUGCGCGUGCUCUACUUCGAGCAGCUGCGGCUGAAGUCCUCCUUCUCGGGGGGCGGCUCCGGCGGGUGUGGCGACGGCGGGCUGUCGCAGCGGUUCAUCUGCAGCAGCGGCGUGCCGAGCUCGUGCGUGUCCCCGCAGCGCGACAACUACGCGUCGCUGCGGCGGGAGAACCGUGAGCUGAAGCUGGAGAUCUCGCGGAUGCGGGUGCGGCUGACGGAGCUGGAGCGGGAGCAGGGGCUGAUGAAGCAGCAGGGGAUGCGCGGCGGGGACGGGCGGGCCGGGGAGCACGGGCGGGCGUUCCUGGCGUCGCUGUCGAGGGUCGGGCGGAUAAGCAUGUUCGGCGGGCCGGCGGCGGCGGAGAAGAGGAGGAGAAAGAAGAGCUCGAGGAGCUCGCAGGGGUCGGAGGGGAAGAACCGGAGGCGGCAGAAGGCGUCCUUCGCAUACGACUGAAGCUUGGAAACAACACUGACAGCAGAUAACAGUGGCGGGAAAGAUGCAUGCCUGCAUUUUCAGUUCAUCACUCAUAGGAAGGAGGCGCAGAUGGAGAUAGCUGUGCUUGCCCCAAGCUUUGCUUGUGAGCGAGAUUUUAGCGGGAAUGCAGGAUCAUGAAUAUGUAGACACCAACUGUACGCAUCUUCAUACCUGAGACCUGACUGUAAUACUAGUAGUCUAUAUGAGAGUAUGCUUCUUUUUUUUUUGUGAGGCUCCUUUGCCUGAAUGCAGGAGUGCAUGAAUCAAGCUUUGCCUCUCAUUUUUCAGUUUUGCUCGGCACUCGGGGAAUGGAUUUGUCCAAAUGAGGGCUCGCGGAGACGAAAGCAAGAAAGACACGUCUCAUGGUAACAAUGAUGGCACCAGAUGACGAGAGUGGUGAGAGAGGCUUGAGUGAAAUCCAGGAGACCGAAAGGUAGGUGUUGUGAGCAGUGGCCGAUUUCAGAGAUCAAAUUAAGAGGCUUAUUUUUUCUUUUUCCUCCUCUUUUCUCUCUUUUUCUUCCUCCUCCU